AUGGCAGGCACGCUGAUGGCGCCGCAGGUGCUUCACCGCGUCGUCCACGGGCACCCGGACCCAGAGCCCUGGCAGAAAGCCCUGCUAAGCUUCCAGCCGGCCGUCUUGCACGGUUUCAAGAGACACCGCGUGCGCGGCGCCGAUUACCCGGGCAUCGUACGCGCCAGCGGAGAGCCAUCCACGCAAAAGGUGCUCGGUACGCUCGUAUCCGGAUUGACAGAUGGAGACCUGCACCGGCUGGAUCUGUUCGAGGGCAGCGAGUACGAGCGGAGAGCUGUCACCGUGCGGCCGUUGCCCGACUCUUUGGACUCGAAGUUGAACCGUAGUCCGGGACACCAACCAAAGGGCAGCCACUUGCGCGAUGUGCUUGACGCGGCGGGGGCGGAGAUCGCAGAUGAAGCGGACGGGGUGGCUGCCGUGACGUAUGUGUGGAUUGCUGGGAAGGAUAGGUUGGAGGCGGCGGAGUGGGAUUUUGAGACGUUUAAGCGGGAUAAGAUGGCGUGGUGGGUGAAUGCGGAUGAGAGUGAGUGGUAA
Molecule: messenger RNA, 534 nt
Organism: Penicillium lagena
Lineage: Eukaryota; Fungi; Ascomycota; Eurotiomycetes; Eurotiales; Aspergillaceae
Product: gamma-glutamylcyclotransferase family protein
Exons: 1
Coding region: 1-534 (177 amino acids)
Source: RefSeq, a predicted model, not a curated record